Pezoporus flaviventris is the source of this 599-nucleotide messenger RNA. RefSeq names its product tumor suppressor candidate 1 (gene TUSC1). The transcript has a single exon. Bases 5 to 580 code for a protein of 191 amino acids. The record is from RefSeq and is a predicted model, not a curated record. NCBI's taxonomy places the organism in Eukaryota, Metazoa, Chordata, Aves, Psittaciformes, Psittacidae.
CAGGAUGAGGCGCAUGCGCGUUGCUGAGGGGCGCUGGAGCUGUACUGUCUCGGCGCGGCGGGGCCGGCCGGGGUUCGGCGGUGGCGCGGAGGGCUUAGGCGGGCAGGGCAGCCGCCAGGAGGGCUGGCGGGGCCAGUCGCGGGGCUCGCUGCAGCAGCUGGCGGAGCGGUACGCGGACCUGGCAGCUAGCUACAGCGAGGCGCUCUGGCAGCGGGCGGAGCAAGAGACGCAGAACGCGCGGCUCCGUCAGGAUAACGCGCGGCUGCGCCUGGAGAACCGCCGCCUGCGCCGCGAGAACCGCAGCCUUUUCCGACAGACCCUGCUGGGCCCCGACGGCCCCGACAAGCCCGCGGCCCCGGUAGAGGAAGCGGAAUCCCUGCGCGCCCAGCUGGGGAAGUUGCAGGAGAGGCACCGCAGGGCCUUGCAGCACCUGCGGCGCUGCCGGACCUCUUGCGGGUCGGAGGCCUCGGGAUUCGACGACAGCGAGCUGGAUGAGCUGCUGGAGGGGGAAGAAGAGGAACAGCCGCCGUAUCCCCCCCAGCAGCCGCUAGAGGAGAAGAGCCCGGUGUCGCUCUUGUAGCUGGCCUCGGGAGAAGGCG